CGUACAGCGAGAGAGGACAGGCAGAAUGGCUGCACAGUGCCGUAGCUCCAAAUGCACGGCAGAGAGGAAAGGAUUCCGGCGGGAACUAGAUUCCUGGCGGCACAAACUGGUCCACUGUGUAGGUUUUGAAAGUAUACUAGAAGGGAUCUACGGACCAAGGCUACUUAGGGACCUCAGUGCAUUUGUGGACUAUGAACCAGAUGAGGUGAAUGAUUGGUCUAUGGUUGAAAACUGUUCAUUCUGCAACCUACAAAUAGAGAAAAUCAAUACAACUCCAACAGAAGAAUCUCCAUCUCAGGGCCAGUCUAACACUGAGCAAAUUGAAUGCCAAGCAGACAAAUUUCUUCAUGCAGUCUUUCGAAAGAAAGACCUUCCUCAGAACUGUGAUCCGAACAUCCCCUUAGUUGCUCAGGAAUUAAUUAAAAAAAUGAUCCGCCAGUUUGCUAUUGAAUAUGCUUCAAAAAGCCAUCAGAUUCAGGAGACAACUGUAUCGUUGGUGGAUCUGGAUACAGUUUGUAGCAGUCUCCAGCAACCACAAGAUCAAGAAGGACCGUUGGACCUCACUGUGAAUAGAAACCAACAGAAUGUCGAACAAGUAGAUGGGGUGCUUGAUCUGUCGAAGAAAACUAGUGCCACUUCAGCAUCAAUGCCAUCUGAUGUAGCGUCAGGGAGACUGCAGAAGGACGACUAUGUGGAAAGAAGCACUGAGCUUUGGCAAGGUUUGCUUUCAAAAGCCUUGAAAGACAUUCAGUCAGGAGCACUGGACAUUCACAAAGCAGCCAUACUUUACGGCAUACCUCAAAAAACUUUACUUCUCCAGUUGGAAGCCUUAUCUGAAGGAAAGCUUACAACUUCAGAAAGCAUCAGCCAAGACUCUCGGGAUGACUACUUUUCAAAAAGCAAAGAGACUCAUCUUGUUCUGCAGAAGGUGGCUUCUUGGGCUCGGGCUCAAGCUGAACGUACAGAACAGUGUAAAUUCAGCCUAAUUGAAAACUCAGGGUUGAAAUUCCCAAGAGCUUCCACUUACCUCCACCAGUUAACUGUACAGAGGAUGGUAACUCAGCUAAAUGAAAAAAAUGAAAGCCUUCACUACGAAAGUUCAAACAGUCCUCCUGUACAGUUAAAAAUCCCUCAGGUACGAGUCAGUUCUGUGUCAAAACCUCAAGCUGAUAUCUCUGGUCUUGUGGAUGUAAUGUAUCAAGUGUCUAAAACUUCUUCAAUGCCAGAAGGGUCAGCUCUUCAAAAACUCAAGACUAUACUACCUAAGCAGAGCAAAAUUGAAUGUUCUGUACCUCUAGUCCACUCUGGUAUUGAUUCUUGCAUAAUGCAAGGUGACCUUUCUCCAUUGUGUCUUAAUAUAAAGAAUGGUUCGAUUGAUGAAAAUGCGGAUGAUCUGGAUAGGAGGGAUAAGCAGCCAAGGAAAAAGCGUGGCCGCUACCGCCAGUAUGACCACGACAUCCUGGAGGAAGCCAUAUCAAUGGUGAUGGGUGGGAAAAUGAGCGUCUCUAAAGCACAAGGAAUUUAUGGUGUACCUCAUAGCACUUUAGAGUACAAAGUAAAAGAACGAUCUGGAACACUGAAAACUCCACCGAAAAAGAAGCCCCGCUUACAAGACACUGGUAUAUUUAGUGUGAAUGAUUCGGGGACAAGCAGCUCAAAACACUUGUAGAUUUAUUUUAUUGGUCUGAUUUGAACACUCAAACCUAGACCAGAGGUAUUUAAGUAAACACUUCAAAACACAAACAUGCCUUUAAAAAAAAGAAAAAAAAUAGUUUAUUCAGGUUUUUUCACUGUGGAUAUAAAUAUGUGGUGCACUAUUAGUUUCAGUUACUGCAUUAUUAUCAAGAAAUAUUCAGGUUUAAUUUAAGAUAACAAGCUUUUUGGAGCAUUAAUGAUUGUUGUGCAGCUUUCACGGUGGGAUAAAAAAACCCAGACUGAAUAAAGUGACUUACUAUUAAAGGUAGCUGGUGAUUUAGUAUAUACUUUAUUUAAACACAUAUACUGAGUAUGAAGUAGACAGAAAAAUCAUGGGAAGAUAAUACUCUAUAAAAUGCUUUUAUGAGAAAACACUAUGAGCUUACUGAUUGUGCAGCAUUUUAUUUUUUUUCAGUUAAUAUAAGUCUAAUAAAAAGAAAGGCAAAAGAGAGAAGCCUGACAAGUUGAAGGUUAAUUUAACCAAAACAUUGUAGAUAUGGAACAUGAGAAUGAGAAAUAUUUUGAAAUGCACUUGUUUUUUUUUGUUUUUUUUUUUUUAAGUAACUAUAAAAGCUGAAUUUUAUAGUUCAGAAAUGUUGAAUUAAAUUAGAGCACACUGUAGAUUCAUUUUGUUUUAAAUGCAGUUUUAGGCAGUUAAUAAUUUAAAAGAUUUAAAGUUGUAUUGCAAAGUGUAAUGGGUAAGUUGGAAUGCAAAAUAGAGCAUGUUCAAAAUGUGCACAGACUAAGCUUGAGUGGUAUAUUUAGUGAAUGUGUGCUGGUUAGGUUUUAUUGAUUCAUUUGUAUUUAUUAAAGUUUGUCUCACACUCCUACUACUGAAAACCUCACUUAAACUAACGUUGCUGCUGUGUUAUCCAAAUCAUUUGUCCAAAUAUCAGAAUGGUCCUUUACAUUGUCAUUCAGCUAAUACCAAAUUUUACAGUUCAGGGUCUCAUUAUUUCACUAGUCAAGUUAGAAGCUGUUUCAAACCCACAUGGUUUGUCUUUAUGUAAAAAAAAUAAUAUGGUGGAUUAAAACAGGGCAAUGAUUUAGUAUCUUAUUGGUAAAAUAAAGCUGAUGUUUCAUAUCAUAUUUUUUAAAGAACUUGGUGUUAUUGUCAUAUUACAUUAGCCAUAGGCCUAUGUAAAGCAGUCACUUGUUUGGUAGUUUGGACCUGUAACUGCAGAUUAUUCUAAUUUUUUGGUAAAGCUAUUUUAAAACAAUGUAAUCCUGUUAUGAAACCGUACUUUAUCAAAUGUAGGCCCCAAUUAGAACCCUUUCUAAUGCAUUCCCUUGGGGAAAACAAAUGUACCUGCAUCAAUUUACCUGGAUUUCAAAUUAUUCCCAGUAUUGUAAGUGUUUUUGUAUUUUUUAUUGUAUUUAUUUAUUUAUGUGUUGAUUCUUUUUAAAGGGCAUUGGUUUUUACAUGUUAAACAAUGCCAGUGAUCUUGAAAUCAGUUUAAAGAGCAAGUCCUGCUAAAGUGGUGUUUUAACUUGCAGCUUGUUUGAAUGUUUCCUAAAACAUUUUGUAUAACAAAACAGUGCCUCUGUUUUUAGAACUACUACUCAGAAGUUGUUUCACCAUUUUCUGGUAGCUAUUGACGAUUUUAUAUUCAAUUGUAUAUUACCUUUUAGUGAUUUGAUUUGUAGCUGUUUACAAAAUACUUUCCACUUACUGGUGUUUUAAUUGCAGUAUUUUCAUUGUCACAGUACAGUACGAAGUCAUUUCUGUGGCAGCCUUGAUUUUUAAAUUAAUUUAAAAGCCUCUUUUAUUUUUAUUUACUUUUUUUUGUUUGGAUAAUAUAAACUAAUUUUUAGGUAAUUAGUUAUAUUUAUGCAUAAAUCAAUUGCACUAUAAUUCAUGAAUUUAUGAUAUUUUCAAAUUAAAUAGUGUACCUAACGGUCUUGUGUUGUAAAUGUACCGUAUUUUUGUCUUGAUCUUUGUACUGAUUUAAUUGUUUAGUUAGUGUGUUUUAAGUUUGUAAUUUGUAUUAAAGCACUUUGAUGCUUUUGCACUUAAGUUAAGCAAUUUGUGUGUGUGGAUUUCUUGGCUUUUCUCGUACAUCAAUGUAGUUUCUUUAUAAUGUUGAUUGCUUCAUGUGCUCACUUAAAACAAUGGUUCUGAUGCACUUAAUGAUUAUAGCUAAUAAAAUAUUUCCAUGCACUGUAUCUGUUGUGCACUUCCAUUUGCUUUGUAGCCUAGAUGUUAUGAGGUUUGGAAACAAAACCAUAUUUAAUGCCUGUUUGUUUUUAUUGAAAAAUGUCAUUCACUGUAACCACUUAACAUGGAACACGUUGUGCAGGCAUGUUUUGAAAGGUUAAAACAUUUGCAUGCACUGUAUAGAAAUUGAAAUAUUCUAAUUGUUGACCACUUUGAACAGCCAUUGUGUUUUAAUUUUAUUUUUUUCUCUGGAGAAAUAAUGUGUUGCGUGUUGGGUGAUUUCAAUUU
Molecule: messenger RNA, 4141 nt
Organism: Polyodon spathula (Mississippi paddlefish)
Lineage: Eukaryota; Metazoa; Chordata; Actinopteri; Acipenseriformes; Polyodontidae
Product: ligand-dependent nuclear receptor corepressor-like protein
Exons: 7
Coding region: 26-1669 (547 amino acids)
Biological process (GO): regulation of transcription by RNA polymerase II
Cellular component (GO): nucleus
Molecular function (GO): DNA binding
Source: RefSeq, a predicted model, not a curated record